AAAAUUAUGCAAGAAGAAAAAUUGAAUGGGAUUUAAGUGUCGUCAUAAACUGCGGAUAAAUUGAAAAAGCAAGCUAUAGAAUACAAGAAACUUUAAGAAACAUUUUCAAAGAGAUUUUCAUAAGAUUCCAAUACUUAAUUUUACAUUUUAAGUUAAAAGUAAUUUAAAUGGAAAUUUUAAGAUGGCUGAAUUCAUGGAAGAAGUAUGUUUCCUAUGAUGAGAUUUUGGCAAAUAAAACACCAACUAAAUACUUUGGAAGAAUUAUGCUUGAAAAAAUUAACGAUGAUUUAGAGGAUUAAGUACAGAAAUGUUUUAAGUAUUAUCCAGUCAGCACACAUCCUUGGAAUACAUUUAUCAAAUAAGAUUUAUAAGAAAAUAUUGAUUAUAUCAUAGUAGAUAAAGAUAUUUGGGAUUUCUUUAUGAAAGAAAAUUCAGGAACAGCAAUAUUAAGAACUUCAAACGGAAAUGGAAAAGACAAACAAGUGACUGUAAAUUUACUUAGAGUAUAUAAAAUUAUGAUUUUAGUUUAAAAGUGUAUUACUUUAUCCUUCGAUAAUCAAAUCAAUAUCUCUUGAUUCAAUGUACAAAUCAACAUUUGAAAAAGAAGUAAUGCAAGUUGAUAGAAACAUGAAAUUAAAAGAUUAUUAUGCAUUAAUAUCAAGAACAGUUCACACUUUUACAGGAAAUUUUGCAAAAGAUAACAAUGUUAGAAUUUGGAGAUAUGUAACAGAAUAAAAAGAUCCAUUUAAAACUUUAUUUAAUGAAAUUUAGAAAUAAGUAAGUGAAUUAGAAACCUCAGAUCAUAUGUGUUUUGAUUUUACAGGAGAGUUACUAACACAUUAAUAAUAUGAAAAUAUUGAAGAUAUUGGUGUUAGUGAAAAUAAUAUAAUUAUAUUUGAAGUAAUUAUACUAUUUAUUCAAUCAGUUUAAAGAUGAGUAUAAACCAUGGUGUAUUAGAAAUAAAGCAGUUUAAAUAGAAGGGAAAUGUGAAAAUUGUUAAUUUUUUAAAGUUUUAUCAUUCCCUUGUAUUUGUAAGAAAGUAUCUUAUUGUACAGAAGAAUGCAAAUAAAAAGAUUUCAAUUUUCAUAAUGCAAGAUGUGAAAAGAUUGGUUCAGAUGAUGAAAGUGUUAAAUAACUUACUUUGACAUCUAAAUCAGUAAAAGGAAUUGUAGGUUUAAGUAAUUUAGGAAAUACAUGUUUUAUGAAUAGUGGAACUUAAUGCAUUGCUAAUUCAUUUCCUUUAGUUGAAUAUUUUUUGAAGAAUUAAUAUUUUGAAGAGAUUAAUAUGAAUAAUCCUUUAGGAACAAAAGGAGAAUUAGUAAAAAAAGUAGGAUCACUUAUUAAAAAAAUGUGGUGUGGAGAUAGAUAAACAAUAACUCCAACAAAUUAUAAAAAGGCUGUAGGAUAAUUUUAACCAAUGUUCAAAGGGUAUCAUCAACAUGAUUCAUCUGAAUUAAUUACAUUUGUAUUAGAUGGAAUUCAUGAAGAUUUAAAUAGAGUUAAAAAUAAACCAUACGUUGAAACUAAAGAUUAUGAUGGUCGCUCUGAUUUUGUUGUUGCUAAAGAAAGCUGGUAAAAUCAUUUGGCUAGAAAUUAAUCUAUUAUUGUUGAUUUAAUGCAUGGAUAAUACAAAUCAACUUUAAAAUGUCCUAAUUGUUAAUAAUUCUCUAUUACUUUUGAUCCUUAUUUAAUGGUUUAAGUGGGUAUUCCAAGUUAAAAGAAAAGAACUAUUUCAUUUAAAUUUUAUAAAGAUUUAUUUUAAAACACUUAAAUGACAAUACCAUUUGAUAAAAAUUAAAAUAUUUCUUUAAAAGAAUAUUAUAAAGUUAUUGCUGAAGAACUUAAUGAAAAUCCACAAUAUUUAUUUGCUUAUAUUGCUAAUAUGUAUACAUCCUUUGAGUUUUUGGAUGAAAAUAAAUCUAUUGUAGAAAUAAGAAAAAGUUCAAAAAGAUCUUAACUUUGUUUUAGAAAAUUAUCUUAAGAAGAAUUUUAAAUGAAUAAAAAAUUCUAAAUUUAAUUUUCUAACAAAUAUUUAGAAUAAUAAUACAAAAAAUCAUAUUAUUAAACAGGUGUCUUUGUUGUAGAUGGAUCAAUGACAUUAAAAUAAGUCCAUUUAUAAAUAUUUAGUAAUUUUAGAUAGUUUUUAUGUGAUCAGAAUAAAUUAGAUUACGAAAAAUAAAUCUUAAAUUAAGUAUUUAAUAAUUUAAUAUUUUAGUAUUAUAAUUUAUAUUAUAAAUCAAAUUAAAAUUACUGGACUCCAUGUGCUUUUUGUAAUUCUAAAAUAUGUAAUGAUUGUGAAGUAAAGUUUGAUGAAGAAACAGUUGAAUAAGUCAAGAAUAGAGCAUUAAAAAUUGAUAAUUAAUGCAAUUUUGAAAUUAUUGUUGUUUGGAAACAAAGUCCAUUUAAAUAGGUUAAAUUACCAGAUAUAUUCGAUCAUUACUUCAAAUAAAACAAUAUAGAAAGUAAAAUUCAAUUAUUAUAUUUAAGUUGAGGAUAAUUCAAAAAAAACUAAUAUGUCAAGUCCAAUGAAUUAUAAUAUCCAAAAAGAAAGUGUUUCUUUUUAUGAUUGUUUGCAAUAUUCUCAAAUGCCUGAAUAACUUAAUGCAGAAAAUACUUGGUUUUGUAAAGUAUGCAAAGAACAUGUUUAAGCAUUUAAAAGUAUGCAAAUCUAUAAAGUAUUAUAUUUUUAAUUAAUUUUAAGGCUCCUUAACUAUUAAUUUUUACAUUGAAGAGAUUUAAGGCUUCUAAUAGAUUAUUUAAAUAAAAACUUGAAACUUUGGUUGACUUUCCUAUUAAUGAUCUUGAUUUAACAGAAUUCAUUAUUAAUUCAAAGACUCCUUCUGAAUAUAAAAAUGAAAAUGAAAAUAAUAAUGGAGAAAAUAAUAAACAAAAAUUAAUCUAUGACUUAUAUGCUGUUUCUAAUCAUUAUGGAGGAUUAGGAGGUGGACAUUACACAGCAUUAGCAAAAAAUAAGGUAAAAAUUAUUAGAAAAUAAAUUAGUUUACCAAUAAAUGGUAUAAUUUUGAUGAUUCAAUGGUUAGUGAAAUAAAUGAAUCAUCUAUUGUUUCAAAAUCAGCUUAUGUGUUAUGUUAUUAAUUGAGAACAGGUGUUGAUUUAACAGAAAAAAAAAAGUAAAUCAUUCAAGAAUGAGGAGUAGAAUUAACAAG
Messenger RNA from Paramecium sonneborni, 3167 nucleotides. The record is from the annotation of a GenBank genome assembly. Lineage: Eukaryota; Ciliophora; Oligohymenophorea; Peniculida; Parameciidae.